CUCUGGCGCUGGCUGAUGACGUAUGAGCCCGCGCUCACGGUUUCAGCAUCAGGGAAAGGGAGUUAAGGAGGAGUUGGGGUCCGGUUGUAGGAAGUCAGGGUGCAGCCAGACGGAGCUGGGUCGAGCAACCAGGUAAUAAUUUCAAGAUGCCAGGACGUUCCAGUUCAAAUUCAGGUUCAACUGGUUUUAUAUCCUUCAGCAGUGUAGAAUCUGCUCUUUCCUCCUUAAAAAACUUCCAAUCCUGCAUCAGCUCUGGAAUGGACACAGCUUCCAGUGUUGCUUUGGAUCUCGUGGAGACUCAGACUGAAGUGAGUAGUGAAUACAGUAUGGACAAGGCAAUGGUUGAAUUUGCUAUGAUGGAUCGGGAACUAAACCAUUACGUAAAGGCUGUUCAGUCUGCGAUAAAUCAUGUAAAAGAGGAACGUCCAGAAAAAAUACCAGAUCUGAAAUUAUUAGUGGAGAAGAAAUUUUUGGCUUUACAGAAUAAGAAUUCCGAUGCAGACUUUCAAAAUAAUGAAAAAUUUGUACAAUUUAAACAACAGCUGAAAGAACUAAAGAAGCAAUCGGGGAGACCUAAAGAAGAUGGAAGACGCAGUGAGUGCGACAAGAUUAAGGAUAAGGAAGCGAGUAGAGCAGGCAAUGAACGAGAUGGUCUCCAAGCAGACAGAGAGGCCGAUGGAACAGAAGGAGUUGAUGAAGAUAUGAUCGUGACCCAAAGUCAGACCAACUUCAUCUGCCCCAUUACGCAGCUGGAAAUGAAGAAGCCAGUGAAGAAUAAAGUGUGUGGCCACACCUAUGAGGAAGAAGCCAUUGUCCGCAUGAUUGAGUCCAAGCACAAGCGGAGGAAAAAGGCCUGUUGCCCUAAAAUUGGCUGCAGCCACACGGAUGUGAGAAUGUCUGAUCUCAUCCAGGACGAAGCGCUUAGAAGGGCGAUCGAAAGCCACAAGAAGAAACAUCGUCCAUCAGAGUAGACAAAGCCACCCGCCUGCGGGGAAGUGCUCAGCCUACCUCCUGCCCCAGCCACCGUGGAGAGCUGUACUUAUCGAAGCACAUAGACCUGCCGCAUAGCUUACUUUGGGGUAAAACUUGAAGGUUUUAAGUGUAAUCGAAAGCAUUUUUUCUAUGUUACAAUAAAAAUUCAAGGAAAUUCUAUUGUUUAUUUUUAAGUAUUCUGUAAUUUUAAAUAAAAUUUUGACUAUCUGCAG
This is a messenger RNA of Pteropus alecto (black flying fox), 1205 nucleotides long. It is a transcript of the gene NSMCE2, whose product is annotated as NSE2 (MMS21) homolog, SMC5-SMC6 complex SUMO ligase. Gene Ontology annotation, cellular component: Smc5-Smc6 complex; nucleus. The record is from RefSeq and is a predicted model, not a curated record. Gene Ontology annotation, molecular function: zinc ion binding; SUMO ligase activity; ubiquitin-protein transferase activity. NCBI's taxonomy places the organism in Eukaryota, Metazoa, Chordata, Mammalia, Chiroptera, Pteropodidae. The transcript is spliced from 8 exons. Gene Ontology annotation, biological process: double-strand break repair via homologous recombination; protein sumoylation; protein ubiquitination. Bases 147 to 971 code for a protein of 274 amino acids.